AUGCGGCAUGUGUUACGUAAUGGGAUGCUUCGUGUCUCGUCUCUCGUGUUUACAGUGGCCGCAGAGCACUGUCGCUUGUCCCCACUGCGCAUCGAUCCGCUCCGCCCACCGCUCGCUCCUCCCACCGUCUCCCCCCGACACCCUCGGCCCCCUCCCCUCACCUCUCAGCCUUUGUCACGCGCCGCCCGCGCGGUCACCUGUGUCGCACGUCCUCAGUCGCAAAGCGGCCGCCUCGCGCGACACCCGCCUGUUGCGUUGUGCUAUUAUGACAGUGACGUGAUGGAGGGCAAAGAUUUCGGUGCCGUACCCGGCCUGCCCGCGGGCCUGGACUACUUUAUGAUGCCGCGGGUCGCGCAACCCACCCCGCAAUUCGACUUCAGAAAACUGGGAGCCAGCUUCAGCGGUCGCGACGACGAGAAGAGCGAAGAGAGGCCCGAGUAUCAGCCGGAGCGCCGGGAACCACCCUCGCCCUGGCCGCUCGGUCUGGGCGUGCAGUUCGUGAACCCGGCGACCGGGAAGAAGCGUGUUCAGUGCAAUGUUUGUUUAAAGACCUUUUGCGAUAAGGGCGCAUUGAAAAUUCACUUUUCGGCCGUGCAUCUGCGUGAAAUGCAUAAGUGUACCGUGGAGGGUUGUACGAUGAUGUUCAGUUCGCGGCGUUCGAGGAAUCGACACAGUGCCAAUCCGAACCCCAAGCUGCAUUCGCCCCACGUGAGGCGCAAGAUCUCGGCGCACGACGGCAGGUCAGCUCAACCGUUUCCUUUACUGCCGGCGUUGGCGCGAUUGCCUUUACCCUCGCCUGCGCUGCUACCACCUGAAUUAGCGGCGCGGCUACCUCCGCCGCUCGCGGGACACCACGGACCGACGCCGCUACCACCGCGAGUACCGCUUGAAGAUCUACGGAACUUCAGUGAAAUUGAAAAAAUGUACAGAAAGAUUCCAACACCUGAAGACUCGUCGCGGCACGUCUUAGAUCUCGCGAAACCACACGUAAGCUCGGACUGUGAAUCUUAUAGUUGCAACGACAGUAGUUCGGAAGUCUUAGAUGUUGAAAAACAAGAAAAUCUAGACGCUCGUUCCGUGUCCCCGGUCGAAGAGAGGCGGAGUUAUGAAGAUGAGCCUGAAGACUUAACUGUAAAUAAAAAGAAGGAUAUAAAACCAGAUAACGGCAAGCACACAGACAUAAGUAGCAUUAUUAGAGUAGACACUACCGCCUCCGACGAUAAAUCGUCAUUAGUUCCAAAUAAACGUAAACGAAAAAGUGGAAACCCGACAAGGUGCCAACAGAACAACGAAUACAGCGUAUCCGAUGAAGAAUAUAAUAGUGAUUUAUUUAAAAAUCUAUCUGUAGCCAGUACGAGUCAAGGGACUGAAGAACCAUUAUCUCUGAAGAAGCAAAAGCCCGAAAAGUGGGAGCCAUUUCAGAACGGCGAAGAAACAAACGUGGACUCGGAGUCAAUAGCCCGCGUGAAGGCUGAAAGCGAGUCUGAUGACGAAUCCAGUGCCCCGAGUGUCGUGAGAGAAGGUUUGAGGCUCCGAUCCGAUCUCUACACGCCGAGCGAUAGCGGGAGCGACUUGCACGCUCUUGAGGAGCGACUGGCGCGAGUGAGAUCACCCUCGGGGAGUAGUGACAGGACCGACGAAAGAUCAGACGUAAACGAUAUCGAGAUACCGAUAGACGAAGAGAACCCCGAUAGAUGUACCGCGUGCGGUAAAAUAUUUCAAAACCACUUCACGCUGCGAAUGCACUACAGAAGCGAUCACCUAAAGCUCUUGCACCCGUGCGACGUAAACGGCUGUGAUGCUGCGUUUCCUUCGCGGCGGAGUCGAGAUAGGCACAGCUCCAACAUAGAUCUACAUCGAAGACUACUAUGUACGUCGUCGCCGGACAACCGGGAGCGGCCAAAUUUCGAAGUUAAUGCUGAGUUAUUGAACAAGCUAUACGCAGACAUAAAAGGCCUCGCCUCAACGCUGGAGAGCCUUAGAUACGGCGGCGAGGAAGCUUCACAACUGCCAAACUACGUUUCGGAAACAAUGAAGUUCUACAGCCGGAAUUUGAGUGCGCUGCAGGCUGGGCUAUUCCCUCAACUGGGAGACCGGUUUUUUCCAGCCCCGUUUCUAAUGAACGGGGCCUCGCAGCCGGGGGGGCUGUACGGGGCUCCAGCGGGGGCCCAGACGGCUAGAGAGUCGUUAUCGCCCUUAUCGGCGUCGUCUCCUCCGGUCAUAUCUCCCGGAAGGCUAGACGCGGCGCACGCCCGCCCCCGCGAAGACGCGAAGCUGCUUUUUCGAGAGACUUCUGAAUCGUAUAAGAAGAUGACGUCCCUGUGCGAGCGGCAGGAGCAGUUGUACCAACACCACGUCCCCGUGUCAUGA
Leptosia nina is the source of this 2370-nucleotide messenger RNA. The record is from the annotation of a GenBank genome assembly. NCBI's taxonomy places the organism in Eukaryota, Metazoa, Arthropoda, Insecta, Lepidoptera, Pieridae.